Fusarium sp. VM40 is the source of this 1368-nucleotide messenger RNA. NCBI's taxonomy places the organism in Eukaryota, Fungi, Ascomycota, Sordariomycetes, Hypocreales, Nectriaceae. The record is from the annotation of a GenBank genome assembly.
AUGUUGAUGUUAUCACCAUCGUUCGCCCUCGGAGCUGCUGUUCUACUCCUUAUCGCUCAUCUUAUCAUCCGUCUCAGUUCGGCUACGGCAAAGGUUCCCGGGCCAUUCAUAUCCAACUUCACUUCGCUCGUGCUAAAAUGGCAUGAACUCAACGCCAACCGUACCGUGUACAUUCAUGAAUUACACAAGAAGUACGGACCCGUUGUGCGUGUUGGGCCCAAUGAGGUUUCCUUCACUUCGAUUGCCGCUCUGAAAGAGAUAUAUGGCUCUGGCGGUAGUGGCUAUGACAAGACGGAAUUCUACGAUCUAUUUCAAGUUUAUGGCAGACGAACCAUGUUCUCAACCUUGGUAAAAUGCGAUCAUGCAAAACGGAGGAGGAUGAUUGGCGACAGAUACGCCAACAGUAACGUAAUGAAGUCUGCCCCUCUGGCUGGAAUACAAGAGCGAUCCAAGAGGUUUCUGGAGCGAUGCGUUGACUCGCCGGACAAAACGGCAGAUGUCUUUAAAAAGGACGACGAAGAGAUGAUGCACCAGGUCGCUGCUGACGACAGCCUGCAGAACCGACUGGUUCAAUACUACAGCCCAGUCCUUCAUAGCCUCGGAGCAAAACUUCUUGCCAGCCUCGCCAAACCUCGAUCAAUUCCACUCGCCGACAACUUUGUCAUUGAGAAUGCCAAAGAGAAUGGAGCGGCGGAUUUCACCGUCUUGAACCGACUCAAGGAGAAGGACAGUGUACUUGAUACUAUUGACAUGGCUGCGGAAUGUCUUGACCAUAUGGCCGCAGGUAUUGAUACGACAGGCGACGUUUUGUGCUUCUUGAUGUGGGAACUCUCGCAGCCUCGAUCGAUCAAGUACCAACGUCUUCUACGAGAGGAGUUUCGAAACAAGGCGGAUGCACCCUUCGACGAGCUGCCCAUGCUGGAUGCCGUGUUGAAUGAGGGACUGAGGUGCUUCCCUGCCAUUCCAAUGUCGUUACCCCGAUACGUUCCUCGUGACGGCCGUAUCAUCGACGGAGUUUCUUUGCCAGAGAAGACAGUUGUUAGCUGCCAGGCCAUGUCAGUUCACCGAAUCAACGAUCAUGUCUUCCCGGACCCCGACAAGUUUUACCCUGAACGCUGGCUAGAGACCGAGGGAGACGCCGGCCGACGACGACAUCAAUGGGCCUUCUCCAGUGGAGGAAGGGGAUGUAUUGGAAAACAUCUUGCCAUGGCGGAAAUGAAGACACUUCUGCGAGACGUGUAUUCACGAUACGAGACUGAGCCAGAUAUUUCCAUGAAGAUCGAGUCUAUGGAGAUGGAUGACCAGUUGAUAUCGUCACGACCUCUUGGGAAGCAAUGUCUACUCAAGUUUGUACCAGUGAAAGACUGA